Molecule: messenger RNA, 723 nt
Organism: Wyeomyia smithii (pitcher-plant mosquito)
Lineage: Eukaryota; Metazoa; Arthropoda; Insecta; Diptera; Culicidae
Product: histone H2A
Exons: 1
Coding region: 61-435 (124 amino acids)
Cellular component (GO): nucleosome
Molecular function (GO): protein heterodimerization activity; structural constituent of chromatin; DNA binding
Source: RefSeq, a predicted model, not a curated record
GGCAUCAGUUGAACGCUGUUUCCUAAUCAAGUUUUUAGCAAGUAAUUCUCUCUUUACAACAUGUCUGGACGUGGUAAAGGCGGCAAAGUUAAGGGAAAGGCAAAGUCCCGUUCGUCUCGAGCUGGUCUGCAGUUCCCGGUUGGACGUAUCCACCGUUUGCUGCGGAAAGGAAACUAUGCCGAACGAGUUGGUGCUGGUGCUCCCGUGUAUUUGGCAGCAGUAAUGGAAUAUUUGGCUGCUGAAGUUUUGGAGUUGGCAGGAAAUGCAGCUCGUGACAAUAAGAAGACCCGUAUUAUCCCGCGUCAUCUGCAGUUGGCCAUCCGUAACGACGAGGAACUGAACAAGCUUUUGUCUGGUGUUACCAUUGCCCAGGGAGGCGUCUUGCCGAACAUUCAAGCCGUGUUGCUGCCCAAGAAGACCGAAAAGAAAGCUUAAAUUUCAUAUUGACCCCGCUACUAAAAAAAAUCCGUCCUUUUCAGGACGACCAACCACUUAAAAGAGGAGUUAAAGCAUUUAUUUAGUUAGUACCUUUUCUGUAUUAUAUUUACUACCAUAGAGAAUAAUUCCUGUAGAGGGGAUUCUUGUCAUUAGAAAUUUUACAAAGUAAUCCCGAUUUGAGCAGUGAGUUUUUGCAUUAGGCGAUAUUGUAUCGAUAUCAAAUAAAUCAAUGCUUUCUACACGAUAUUGAAAUUUUACGAUUCGCGAUAUCUACACACUCGGUGA